Molecule: messenger RNA, 1290 nt
Organism: Saccostrea cuccullata (small rock oyster)
Lineage: Eukaryota; Metazoa; Mollusca; Bivalvia; Ostreida; Ostreidae
Exons: 6
Coding region: 1-1290 (429 amino acids)
Source: RefSeq, a predicted model, not a curated record
AUGAGUGAACAAAGCAGUCCCAGCGAGUCCUGGGACUGUUAUGUCUGCUUUCUAGAGCAGUCACAUUGCGGUUCCAGAGCAGUUCCACAGCAGUCUAAGAGAGUCCUUAAAGCAGUGCCAGGACUGCUUUCUGGGACUGCUUUAGUAUCAGUUUUAAUGCAUUGCCUAUCGAUGACUAUGUCUUCUCGAUGCAAAAAACCUUAUAUUUUGCUUUGGACGGAAAAAGCUGUGUUACUUGUGCUAUGGACGUGUGGUGACGUAGAAGUAAAUCCAGGUCCGACUGAAAACACGUCUACAACAUCAAGAUCGCAGAUUUUGCGCAGCUUUAGAAGACGCUCUCAGAAAGAUUUGGUGAAACUGAUAUACCAACAUGCUGGCGAAGAAAUACCAAAAGAGAUCUUUAAACACCAUCCACCUGGAUGGGGUGAUUAUAAACCGGAAAUUGAGUUUGGGAACAUAUCAAAUCUUCCAACCGGAAGUUCAUGCAACUUAGGAUCGAAAGAGGAUAACAUUUUCAGCAAGAUUAUACAUAUCCUACAGAACAAAACCUAUGUGCCUUUAUCACCGGAAUGGGAGAGCCUGUUAAGACACUACAACAAUCUUAAUACCAAAAUUAAGCAGGAAGAAAGUAAAAAAGCAAUUAUAAGGUGGUUGCAUGAGAAGAAACUGACUACGACGUUACAAGCAUAUGCUGAGGAAGUUGAAGAUCCAUCAGUGGAGAUAUGGAGGGCAUGUUUAGCCAUCGUCCAGAAGUCAUCCAACAAGGAGCCAUCCUUAGGUAUUCAAGUUACCAAGCAAUACGACUACAAUGAUUUGAAAACAUAUCCAAACAUACACGCAGAAUACAAAAUAUCACAUGAAAAAAGCACAAGCAAAGAUAUACACAACGAACAUUUACUGAAAAAUCAAGAAGAGCGUGCCCCAGAAGGUGCAGAACGUUCAGAUCAAGAGUACUUGGAGGAUCAAAGUGCAAAAUUAAAAGUCUGUCGUCAGAGGAAAAGGAGGAGACAUUCCAAUGAAAACACAUUGGCUCCUGCUAACAAAAUGGUUAAAAGAACUGGGACAGAUCUUGUGGAAUGUCAGAGGAAUCCUGAUGGACUCAAUUUAUCGAAUUUGGAAGAAAAUGAAAAUUACCCUGUAGUAAAUGCUGAUCCUGAACUUUUAAUGACUCUCCUUGACAACAUUUUUUCAAGCGAAAAUUCUCUUGUUGAAAAAGACUUGCUUCACCAAGAAUCGUUACAAAUGGAUAUUUUAGAGGUAUUUUUUAUUCAUAGAUUGGCCUGUGCAUAG